GUUGAUAAUGGCUAACAUGAACACCCCCGCAAAAAGCGCAAAACGGGCUCUACAAAGUGAGCCCGGGAAAGAAGAAAAUAGAAAAUCCAAAAGAACCCGCUUCGUCGGGCAACACCUCGCAACUUGCAGCCUACCAAAGAAUCCCCUCGCUAUCUUACCUUGGCUCUUUUAUAACACUUGCUCAGCCGCAGACCCGGCACUUGCUCGACACUUGCUCGACACUCUAACGCCACCCCUCCUAGCAUAGCCAGACAGCGAAGCCCCGCUAGCCAACAGGAUUGGUUGCCGCGCCGAAAAUGGCAACGCCCGAGCAGAAGGAGAAGGCGACGGCCCUCAAGAACGACGGCAACAAGGCCUUUGCCGCCCACGACUGGCUCAAGGCUGCCGAGCUUUACACCAAGGCCAUCGAGCUCAACCCCGACGAGCCAACAUAUUAUUCCAACAGGGCACAGGCAUAUCUCAAGUCCGAAGCAUACGGCUACGCCAUCGCCGAUGCGACCAAGGCUAUCGAGCUGAACCCAGCCUUUGUGAAGGCUUACUACCGCCGUGCCGUUGCGUACACGGCUAUACUGCGCCCUCGAGACGCCGUCAAGGACUUCAAGUCAUGCGUCAAGAUCGAGCCGGGCAACAAAGAUGCCAAGCUCAAGCUUGUUGAGAGCCAGAAGGUCGUGCGCCAGCUCGACUUUUAUGCCGCCAUCGAGGUCGGCGACGAGCCGUCAGCCGCAGAGGGUCUGGACGUCGACUCAAUAGCGGUCGAGCCCGACUAUGACGGCGUCAAGCUCGGCGACACCAUGACCCAGGAGUUUAUCGACGACAUGACGGAGCGCUUCAAGAACGGCAAGAAGAUCCACAAGAAAUAUGUCUACCAGAUCGUCAUAGCCGUCCGGAAGCUCGUGCACGCCGAGCCAACCAUGGUCGAGGUUGAGGUUCCCGACGACGUUACUCUGACGGUCUGCGGCGACACACAUGGCCAAUACUUUGAUCUCAUGGAGCUUUUCCGCCUCAACGGCGUGCCUUCGGAUAAGCACUGGUACCUGUUCAAUGGCGACUUUGUCGACAGGGGCUCGUGGUCGACUGAGAUCGCGCUUUUGCUGUACGCGAACAAGUGGCUGCGCCCGAACGCUUUCUUCCUAAACAGGGGCAACCACGAGACGGACGACAUGAACCGCGCUUACGGCUUCGAGGGAGAGUGCAAGGCCAAGUACAACGAGAGGACAUUCAAGCUCUUCUCUGAAAGCUUCUCUGCUCUGCCGCUGGCCACCUUGAUUGGAAAGAAGUACUUCGUGCUCCACGGUGGUCUCUUCUCGGACGACAACAUCACCCUGGACGACAUCCGUAAACUCGACCGGCACAAGCAGCGACAGCCGGGCCAGGCUGGUCUGAUGAUGGAAAUGUUGUGGACCGACCCGCAAACGGAGCCUGGCAGGGGCCCGAGCAAGCGUGGUGUUGGGAUGCAGUUCGGACCCGACGUCACAGCGAGGUUCUGUGAAAAGAACGGCCUGGAGGCCAUCAUCCGAAGCCACGAGGUUCGCAUGGAGGGCUAUGAGGAGGAGCACAACGGAAAGUGCAUCACUGUAUUUUCGGCACCCAAGUACUGCGACAUGACGGAGAACAGGGGAGCGUACAUCAACAUUGGCUCGGAUUACAAGCUCCAGUUCCACAAGUUCGAUGCAGUCCCGCAUCCGAACAUCAGGCCCAUGGCUUAUGCCCAGAACUCGCUCAUGUCCUCGUUAAUGUGAGAGGGGUAGGGGUAGGAUGGAAAUGGCGCAGUUUGUUGAUGGGAUGGAUAUAUCGCUCGCAUAUAGACUAAUCUGGCGGCCAAGCUUCAGAUUGGGCGGAGCAGCCUACCUAGCUAUUGGUGGCGCUCGAGGGCCAUUGGCUGCUCGGAGGCUCGGGAGCUGGGGUUGGGAAGCGUUUGUAGUGCAGCAUCCUCGGAUGAUUAAGAAGUCAGCUGGAAUAACUUCUUUGUGACCAAUAA
This is a messenger RNA of Gaeumannomyces tritici R3-111a-1, 1978 nucleotides long. RefSeq names its product serine/threonine-protein phosphatase 5. Gene Ontology annotation, cellular component: nucleus; cytosol. The coding region runs from base 297 to 1739 and encodes 480 amino acids. The record is from RefSeq and is a predicted model, not a curated record. The transcript is spliced from 7 exons. Gene Ontology annotation, molecular function: protein binding; protein serine/threonine phosphatase activity. NCBI's taxonomy places the organism in Eukaryota, Fungi, Ascomycota, Sordariomycetes, Magnaporthales, Magnaporthaceae.